AUGGGGUCUCCAAGUCAUUUUCUGAAAGUGUUUAUUGCUAGCAAAGAGGGCCAGGAGCAGACUUCUAGCAGAAAAAGCUAUUUGCAGCUCCGGGGUGCCUGUCACGACUCCGCGUGCCCACCCCCACCCGCUGGCCCAUCUUGCGCAGAGACGCCCCCUUCCCCAAGGCGCUCCCAGCUCCUCCCUGGCCGGCCGGUACAGCCCGACCAGAACUUCCCCCUGGGUCGUGGCCCAGCGAUACGGAGCGGCCCUGGCGCCGUGCCCUGCUCUUCCCGAGUCGUGGGUGGCGCGGUGCUCGUUUCCCUCCCCUCCCUUUCCGGACCCGAGCGGGGAAUGUCUCUGGGUCAGCCUGGGAGGGGCCCGGACCUGCCUGCCGGGGACCGGUGGGGGGGGGUGCGGAGAGGCGAUGACAGCAUCGUUCAGGGUUCGGCCUUGCUCAGCCGCCCACCCCCACCCCACUUGCAGCCUCUCGGUGGACUCCCACGGCCAGGCAAGGGCGAGCGCUCCCGCCGUCCCAGGCCCUGGAGGAGUGGGUGCGGUUGGGAUGAGCCGGGAGGGGGGUGCACGGGCCGCCCUCUGCGCCCCGCAAAACGCACGCCGCGCCCACUUGCCGCAUUUCCCCAGGCACGUUCCCCGGGCGGGUGGCAGGUCCCUCCACCCCACGGGGGGGAAGCCAUGGAACAGUUCAGGGCCAUAGCGAGUUCCUGCUCUUCCUUUCCGGUGAUAAAACGCGGGGCUGCAGGCCAGUGGCUGCUCGAGAUGCUCCACCCGCGGGCCCGAACCUCGCGCUCGCUCGGACUCCCUCCGGGCAGCGCGGGGUGCUCGGAAACUCGGGGAUCGAGGGUCCUGCAAGGUCCCCUGACCCCUAUCCCGCCCGGGGCGCCCCACGGAAAGCGCUCCCCGCCUCCACUCCCCUAG
Messenger RNA from Suncus etruscus (white-toothed pygmy shrew), 918 nucleotides. Its product is annotated as basic proline-rich protein-like. The transcript is spliced from 2 exons. NCBI's taxonomy places the organism in Eukaryota, Metazoa, Chordata, Mammalia, Eulipotyphla, Soricidae. The record is from RefSeq and is a predicted model, not a curated record. Bases 1 to 918 code for a protein of 305 amino acids.